AUUUGAACAAAUAUUAACUCCAAUUUCUUUAAGCAAUUACAAAAACAAAACAUGUCCAGUUCUUUAACCUCAAAAAUUUCAAACUUAACCGGCCGCACUCUAACCAGCGGCACUCUGCCAACAUCCACACGUAAACUACAGCCUCAGUCCCACAAUGAGGUUGCUAGUGAUGAGUUAGCUUUGGAAACAUUCAUCAACAACCUACAAUUGCCUAUAUUUUUCCAAUUGUCUGAAGACGAACAACAAGAACGCUUGGACAAGAUUGAUGUAUUGGAAUUAUUUCAUGCUGUGCAAAAUAUAAAUCAUGAAUUGGGCAUGGUUAAAUUGGAAAAUUAUUUCCUGAUUGAUUUUCUAGAGAAAAACGAUCCGAAACUGUUGAUUGGCUUGCAACAGCGACGGGCUACCGCGCAAUCGGCUCAGCUAAAUGUAUUGAGACCGGGUGGUAAAGCAAGUGUCAUGUCUGUGGGUGGUAGUGUCAGUGCAGGUGGUCGUAGUUUAGUGGGUUUUAGAACAAAAAGUAUGUUGUCAAAAUCAUUAAUGACUUCGAUGUCUAUAUUAACGACUGGCUCGCAAAAGAAGGCGGCGCCCUAUGAGUAUAAAUUGAAUUUUCGUGCAAAGGCUGAGAUGGCAGAGAAAUUGGCAAAUGAGGUGGAAAAAAGAGUACAAGAAAUCGAGAGAAAUGCUUCGCAUGAAAUCAAACUUUUACGUGGUCACAUGGAAGAAAUGCAUUUUAUGCACAUCGAAACUCAAGAGACGGCCAAAAAUUUCGAACUACAUUUUUUGCGCGAUGAACGUGAUUUGGCCUUCUUAAAUAAUGCCACCGAAAAACAAAUGGAACGGAAAUUUCGAAAAUUCGUAAACAAUUGGAUUAAGAACGCACGAGCCCUGCUGGCCACCAUGCGUCUGAAAAUCACCGCGCUACAAGAACACUGCCAACAGCUGCGUAAUGAGCUCUUAACCAAAGCUGAUCUUAGUGGCAUACUAACAGCCAUUGAUUUUGAGAAAUUAAUUAUUAAGCGUAGCGAACUAUUGAAUGCUUUGGAAGAGAAAAAUGCCCAUAUGGCCGGUUUGAAGGGGGUGACGGGAAGAGCUUCUCUCUCUAUGGCCGAGGAAAAGCAAAUAAUGAUGAAUAUUGAGGAGGAGUCAAAGCAGUUGAAUAACAAGACCUUGGAAGUGGUUAAGACUAUUACUAAAUUGGAAAAGGAGGCUGAUGUUGUGGAGGCGGAAAAUCAAAAAGAUAUGUUGACAUUGGAAAAUUUGCGCACACAAUUGGAACGUUAUGAGGCGCCCAGUAUUAGCCAGUAUGUGCAAAAGAAAGAUGAAGUGUUAGCCCUGGAGAAGGAGGAGAAAAUGUUAAGAAGGAAAAUUUAUAUAUUGAAUAUGAAAUUGGAUAAUACACAAAAGAAAUGUAAACGUAAAAUAGAUUCAAAUAUAUUUAUAAAUAUUAUAGAGCAGUGAAAUAAAUCCUAAAAUCUUUGAAAUUUG
This is a messenger RNA of Calliphora vicina (urban bluebottle blowfly), 1485 nucleotides long. RefSeq lists its product as uncharacterized. The coding region runs from base 52 to 1458 and encodes 468 amino acids. The record is from RefSeq and is a predicted model, not a curated record. Lineage: Eukaryota; Metazoa; Arthropoda; Insecta; Diptera; Calliphoridae. Gene Ontology annotation, biological process: cilium assembly. The transcript is spliced from 2 exons. Gene Ontology annotation, cellular component: ciliary basal body; axoneme.